AUGUCAAAGCUGAAUUUGGAUGAACAAGCAGCUGGACAGAAAAGAAUGCUACAGCUAAAUGAACUGGAAGAAUUCAGAAUGAAUGCAUAUGAAAAUGCCAAACUUUACAAGGAAAAUAUGAAGAAAUGGCAUGAUAAUAAGAUCCUUCCAAGAGUAUUUGAGCAAGGUCAGCAAGUCCUUCUAUUUAACUCAAGGCUCAAGCUCUUUCCAGGCAAGCUUAAAUCAAUAUGGACAGGACCUUUUAAGGUUUCACAUGUGUAUCCCCAUGGAGCUAUUGAAAUUACGAAUGAAAAAGAUGGGAGCACGUUUAAGGUUAAUGGACAAAGGCUGAAGCACUAUUGGGGAGAUCAAAUUGCAAAGGAGACAACUAUUAUCUCCUUGACUGAGCCGAGUUGA
This is a messenger RNA of Gastrolobium bilobum, 396 nucleotides long. RefSeq lists its product as uncharacterized. The transcript has a single exon. NCBI's taxonomy places the organism in Eukaryota, Viridiplantae, Streptophyta, Magnoliopsida, Fabales, Fabaceae. Bases 1 to 396 code for a protein of 131 amino acids. The record is from RefSeq and is a predicted model, not a curated record.